AUGCUCCUGACAUCCGUCGUUGCCGGCUUCCUAGCCACUGCCGCCUCAGCGGCCUCCAUCCCUCGUCAAGCCGAGCCCUCGUCCUGGAGCAUCAGCGACUUCUACGCAGGCAGCUCCCGCUUCAGCGUCAUCACCACGUAUAGGUUCGAUAUCACCGACGGCAACUCCUCCGCCUACUGCGUCUCGCAAGUCUCAACCCAGCCCGAGAUCGGGUAUGCACCACUUACGGAGUGCAGCGACCCGACCUACUCGUUUUCCUUCGGCUCGGGCUCCAACACCGAGGAGCCUGGCUACAACCUGCAGAUCUGGCAGGGCAACCCGGAGGACACUAGCUGCGGGGCGCCGUCGACCAACUGUGUUUACACGGGGAUUCGGUUCUUCCCGGCGAGUGACGUCGAGACGGUUGUUGACCCGAGUGGAAACCCGUUUGCCAACUACGAUCGGUUGAAUGCGCCAGCUGAGUUCACAGUUUCCCGUACUGGGGUGCACAUUUGA
Molecule: messenger RNA, 495 nt
Organism: Diaporthe citri
Lineage: Eukaryota; Fungi; Ascomycota; Sordariomycetes; Diaporthales; Diaporthaceae
Exons: 1
Coding region: 1-495 (164 amino acids)
Source: RefSeq, a predicted model, not a curated record